Prorocentrum cordatum is the source of this 1692-nucleotide messenger RNA. Lineage: Eukaryota; Dinophyceae; Prorocentrales; Prorocentraceae. The record is from the annotation of a GenBank genome assembly.
AUGGCAGUCGCGGCGCUGGACGCUGCUGCCGCCCUGGCGCCGCUGGUUCGAGCGGCGGCCGAAGGCGCGGCAGCGGGGGGCGCUGCGAGGCACGGCAUCGCGGCCACCGUGGCCGCCGCGGCGCGCGUCGGAGCUGAGCUGAUCGGGGGCUGGGCUGCAGGUGGAGCUGGCGAUGAGGAGGACGCCAAGCUCGCCCUGCGGCUUCGGGCCAUCAGGCCAGCCCUGGCGCGCCUGAUCCGCGGCGAGAGGGCUUCGGGCGCCGAGCGGGCGACGCGGAACCUCGGGGCCCACACCUUCCUCGGUGAAGGCGCCGAGGUCCUCGAGGCCGCGCUCGAGCGGCCGCAAGCCAGCCAGCGCCGUGGGCGGUCUGGCGCCCUCGCCCCAAAGGAUCUGGGGGCUCUAAGCCGUCCUCCCUCUGAGGCUGGAUGGCGACCCAGCCUGGAGGCGAGGCGCCGCAGCAUGGCGCCGCCCACAGGCGAGUGCGGCUACAACGGCGAUGCGAAGAACGACGAUGACGGGCACCAGCAGCACGUGGACGAGCAGCAGCCCGUGCAGCUGCACAACCAGUACGAGAUCAAGUACGGCGUCGGCGACGACGAACUCGAGGGCUACGACAGCGAUCGCGGGCCCGAUGAGGUCAGCUUCGAGUCCAAGCCCGAGCUCGGCGAGUGCGCUGGCGACGGAGCGCAGGACGAUGAUUCCAGGCACGUCGACGACGACACCCCCGGCGACGCCUGCACGGGCGAGGACGGUCUCGGCUCGGGCAAGGUGCAGGCGCCCCUCGGCACCCAGCACGACGAGCCGAGCGAUGUGCAGGACGAGGGCGAGUACGAGGAGUUCACGGACGCGAACCUGGGCGCUGGCGUUGGCGCGGCGUCGAGCCCCGCCAAACCAGAGUCGGUCAGGCAGCGGCGGAGGCGCGGCCGUCGGCCCACGCGGGAAGGACCGACGGCGUCGGCCGCCAUACCGGCGAGCGCACGAGCACUCAAGGCGACGGAGGCAGCCGAGCCCGCCGCGUGCACAGCGUGGAGAACGGCUGCGAGGCGGGGGAGGGCCGCGACCCGCGGCACUGCCUUCGUCUUGGCGGAUCGUGCGCGGUCGGCGCCUGAGGCGGUUCCUCCACCCCUCGCCUCUGGCGCGCAGUGGUCGCAGUGGAGGCUCGAGGAGCUCGGGCGGGAUGGCGGCCCGAAGGCACCCAGCGCCUGCCCGCCGACCACGGCGAUGAAGGGGGUGGAGUGCGAGAGGGACUCGGCCGAUGAUGACGAGGCUGCAGAUGAUGAGCCUCUUGGCAACGACCCGUCGGAGUACGCUGUCAAGCACCACGGGCGCAUGCAGCCAGGUGUUGCACAGCAGGACCUCCAGGAGAAGGUCGGGAUCGGCUCCGCGGGCCCCACGAGGGAGGUGCACUUCGAGGAGGAGUGCACGUGGGCGGACUCCCAGCGGGUCCAGGAGCAGGAGUCGGAGGCCCAGGACAAGACGCCGUUGCGCGUGGACACCCAGGCGGUCUCCGAGCAGCAGUCCGACGUCCCCCAGCAGCGCGGCUCCGAGCAGCCCGAGGAGCAGCAGCAGUUCCCUUCGGAGCGGGCGGAGCUCGUGGCGCUGCGGGCCAGAUACAACGGGCUGAUGGCUGGGGUUCGCGCCGCCGUGGGCGCCAAGCUGCGCGCAGCCCGCGAGGCGCGCGGCAGGCGCUGA